Messenger RNA from Leucoraja erinaceus (little skate), 6967 nucleotides. RefSeq names its product immunoglobulin superfamily member 1-like. The record is from RefSeq and is a predicted model, not a curated record. The transcript has 10 exons. The coding region runs from base 132 to 2687 and encodes 851 amino acids. NCBI's taxonomy places the organism in Eukaryota, Metazoa, Chordata, Chondrichthyes, Rajiformes, Rajidae.
UAUUUCUCCACUUGCAGCCUGUGCUCUUCAACCCCUCUGCUCUACCACACUCCGCAGAGCUGUGUAGAUCCUGCCCAUUUUGGAAUUUUCAAAAUGUAGCACCUCAUGUUUUCUGUGCAUGUGAAUGUUUUAUGGCCAUAUUUGUUGUUCCAGAACUUCCGCCGCCACCGACUAUCUCCAAGACUCCUGACUAUCCCGUGUACGUGCCUGGGGAAUCCGUCACCAUCACGUGUACUAGUUCACGGCGGGACACGGCGGGGAGGUUUCAGUUGAGAAAAGACUCCAACCUUCUCACAAACAGCACGGGAAGUGACACGACCUUCAACCACCGGAUAACAGACUUAAGGGCAGACGUGGCCAACACCUACACCUGUGUCAUGUUGGUGCAAGUCUCCGCUCGGUGGCUCCCUUCCGCUCCGAGCCGUGCGAUCCACAUUCGUGUCAUUGAACUCCCGCGUCCACCGACUAUCUCCAAGAUUCCUGAUUACCCUGUGUAUGUGCCUGGAGAAUCCGUCACCCUCACGUGCGCUAGUCCACGGCGAGAAACGGCGGGGAGGUUUCAGUUAAGGAAAGAUUCCGACCUUCUCACUAGCAGCACGGGAAGCGACACGACCUACACCCACCGUGUCCCAGAGUUAAGGGCAGACAUGGACAGCACCUACACUUGCGUCAUGUUGGUGCACGUCUCCGCUCGGUGGCUCCCGUCCCCUCCAAGCCCAGCGGUCCACAUACGUGUCACAGAACGCCCGCGUCCACCGACUAUCUCCAAGACUCCUGAUUAUCCUGUGUAUGUGCCUGGAGAAUCCAUCAUCCUCACGUGCGCUAGUCCACGACGAGACACGGCGGGGAGGUUUCAGUUGAGGAAAUACUCCAACCUUCUCACCAACAGCACGGGAAGCCACACGACUUUCACCCACCGCAUCACAGAAUUAAGGGCAGACAUGGACAGUACCUACACCUGUAUCAUGUUGGUGCACGUCUCCGCUCGGUGGCUCCCAUCCCCUCCAAGCCCAGCGGUCCACAUACGUGUCACAGAACGUCCGUCGCCGCCGAAUAUCUCAAAGAUUCCGGACUAUCCCGUGUACCUGCCUGGGGAAUCCGUCACCAUCACGUGCGCUAGUUCACGGCGGGACACGGCGGGGAGGUUUCUGUUGAGGAAAGACUCCAACCUUCUCACCAGCAGCACGGGAAAUCACACGACGUUCACCCACCGCAUCACAGACUUAAUGGCAGGCGUGGAUAACACCUACACCUGUACCAUGUUGGUGCGCGCCUCGGCUCGGUGGCUCCCGUCACCUCCGAGCCCUGUGAUCCACAUUCGUGUCACAGAACGCCCGCGUCCACCGACUAUCUCUAAGACCCUUGAUUAUCGUGUGUAUGUGCCUGGGGAAUCCGUCACCAUCACGUGCGCUAGUCCACGGCGAGACACGGCGGGGAGGUUUCAGUUGAGGAAAGGCUCCGACCUUCUCACCAGCAGCACGGGAAAUCACACGACCUUCACCCACCGCGUCAUAGAUGUAAGGUCAGACACGGACAACACCUACACCUGCGUCAUGUUGGUGCACGUCUCCGCUCGGUGGCUCCCGUCCCCUCCAAGCCCAGCGAUCCACAUACGUGUCACAGAACUUCCGCAGCCACCGACCAUCGCCAAGACUCCUGACUAUCCCGUGUACGUGCCUGGGGAAUCCGUCAACAUCACGUGCGCCAGUUCACAGCGGGACACGGCGGGGAGGUUUCAGCUGAGGAAAGACUCCAACCUUCUCACCAGCAGCACGGGAAGUCGCACGACCUUCAUCCACCGCAUCUCAGACUUGAGGGCAGACGUGGAUAACAACUAUACCUGUGUCAUGUUGGUGCACGCCUACGCUCGGUGGCUCUCGUCACCUCCGAGCCCUGAGAUCCACAUUCAUGUCACAGAUCCACCUUCUCGUCCUAUCAUCUCCAAGAGUCCAGAUCAUCUAGUUUACUUCCCUGGGGAAAUAAUUACAAUGACGUGCAGAGUUGGGAGACUGGGCGAGGCUGGGCUGUUCCUAUUGAUGAAAGAUUCCAUGCCUCUUACUAACAGCACAGAAGUGCAAAGCCAUUUCACCUAUCACAUGGUAGAAAUCAACAGAAGCACCGUGGGAAACUAUGCGUGCUUUUUCCUGACUCAAGUCAACGGUCGAUGGAUAAGGUCCCCCGUCGGUCAACCACUUCGAAUCAUUGUCACAGAACUGUCAAAUCCGCUCUUUAGUGUUGACUCCCCCGAUGUUGAGGUCGGAGGUAGCAUCACCUUCGAGUGCGCUUGCUCGGAGGUCCAUACGGAGACUACCGCCGUCUUGCAGAGAUCUGGGGAAGAUGUCUCAGACGGCUGGGAGGUCUUGGGGAAGGGUGGCUCUUUGACGUUCAAGAUGGACAACGUGACUCUCUCCGAUGGAGGGGAAUACUCAUGCGUGUGUAGACUAGUCGUCAACGGAAAGGUGUUAACGUCAGCGGCCAGAGCACGUAAGCGGGUGACCGUAAAAGACAAUGUGUGGAUUAAGAUAAUGACACAAUACAGCCCGGUGAUUGCUGUGGGGAUUUUACUGCUGUUCACAGCUGCUGUAAUUCCUAUUGCAAUUAUAAUCAAGAGGAAAAAAGGGAAUGAAGUCCAUUUUUACGACUUAAACGCAACUAAUACUCCAUGUUCGGCAGAGACAACCUUAUGAAACAUGAAAGUGCAAUUUGAUGGGAUUUUUCUACUUCAUAGUCAUGCAGCGUGGAAAAAAAGCCCUUCGGCCCAACUGCACCCUUUCCAGCUUGAAACCACAAUCACAUCUGCCUGCCUUCAAGAAUUUAAAGGCCGCUCAAGACUCGUUAAGCCAUAAACCACAAGCAGUCAUGCAGCUAACCAGAGUCAAUAACGUCAUAGAGGCACACAGCAUGGAAACAGGCCCUUUGGUCAAAUUCGUCCACGCCAACCAACAUGUUCCAUCGACACUAGUCCCAUCUGCCUACGUUUGGCCCAUAUCUCUCUAAACCUCUCCAUGUGCCUGUCCAAAUGUAUUUUAUUCAUUGUGAUAGUACCUGCAUCAACAACCACAUUUGGCAGCUCAUUUCACAGACCCACCACUCUCUGUGUGAAAAAAGUUGUCCUUCCUGUUCCAAUUAAAUCUUUCUCCUCUCACCUUUAACCUAUGUCCUCUAGUUGUUGAUUCCCAACGCUGGGUAAAAUACUUUGUGCAUUUUACCAUAUCGAUUCCUCUCAUGAUCUUACACACUCUAAUAAGAUCACCCCUCAUCCUCCCGUCCACCAAGGAAUAAAGUCAUUGGCUGCUCAACCGCUCCCUAUAGCUCAGGCCUUCAAUUCCUGGCAACAUCCUCGUAAGACUUAUCUCCACCCACUUCAGCUUGACGAUAUAUUUCCUGUAACAGGAUGACGAAAACCAAACACAAUACUGCAAAUGCAGUCUCACCAACGUCUUAUACCACUGCAACAUGAAACACAAACUUGUAUAAACAAUACUCUGACUGCUAAAGGCCAAAGUGCCAAACAUCUUCUUGGCUUCCCUAACUGGUGAUGCAUAACAUGGAGUUAUAUACCCACAUCCCUCUGCUCUGCUAAACUCCCUAUCUACCGGUGAUGCCACUUUCAGGUAACCAUGUACCUGCACACCUAGAUCCCUCUGCUCACAAACUCUGCUCCAGGACACUGCUAUUCACUAUGAAGCUCUUGACCUGAUUUGAUGUAAUGCUCAUGUAAGUUACUUUAAUUCACCUUUCCAAUAUCCACAUUUUUUUAAACAGACGACCACAAGACCUAGGAGCAUCAUGAGACCGUUCGGCACAUCAAGUCUUCUUCGCCACUUGAUCAUGGCUGAUCUAGAUUUCCCUCUCAUCCCCAUUCACCUGCCUUCUCCUCGGAACCGUUGACGCCAUUCUUAAGUGAUAACCUAUCAAUUUCCGCUAUUAAAUAUACCUAUUGAUUCGGCCUCCACUGCCGGCUGUGGCAAUUAAUUCGACAUUAUCAACGCCCUCUGGCAAAUAAAUUCCUAUUCACCUUUCUUAAGAAAUUUCAUUUUAUUCUGAGGUUCUGCCAUUUGAUUCUAAACUCUCCCACAACUGGAAACACCCUCCCCACAUUCACAUCAUCCAGUCCUUCCAUUAUUGGGUACGCUUUAAUUAGGACCCUCCUCAUGCUUCUAAACAUUAGUGAGUCAAGGCCCAGUGCCUUUAAACGCUCAUAAACGUCAACCCAAUCAUCCCUGGGAUCAGUACUGAAACCAUUCUCUAGACCCCCUCCCUCGCCAGCAAACAUAUCGGGUCCAAAACUUCCCGCAAUUUUCCAAAAGACACAGGAGCAUAAUGAGGCCAUUUAGCCCAUAGAGUCUACUCCGGUAGAUAGGGAGUUUCCCAUCACCGGUAUAUAGGGAGUUUAGCAAGGCAGAGGGAUGUGGGAAAUAAUAUAUGAUUACAAUCGAGCCAUUUACAGUGUACAGAUACAUCGUGGGGAAUAACUUUUACUGCAAGGUUUAGCCAAUAAAGAUAGACCGCGGGUCUACUCCGGCAUUCAUUCAUGACUGAUUUAUCUUUCCAUAUCAACCCCGUUCUCUUUCCUUGAACCCGUACUCUUUGACCUUUGCCCUUACUAAUUAAGGCUUGUUAGCAAUAUUUUCCUUCAAGAACAAUAUGUUCAGUUUAGUUUAUUUUUUGCACUGAAGUGAUAAGCAUUGUUUGCAUGCCUUCCAGUCAGCGGAUUGACAAUAUUAUCUCUUUAUGUAUUUAAAGAGUUAUCAUUAAUCUAAGUUUUCUUUUAACGUGAUAUUAGUUGAGUUCAGUUUAUUGUCACACAUACCGUGGUACUGUGAAAAGCUUUAAUUGCGUGCUAACCCAUCAUUGGAAAUAAUAUAUGAUUACAAUCGAGCCAUUUACAGUGUACAGAUACAUCGUGGGGAAUAACUUUUACUGCAAGGUUUAGCCAAUAAAGAUAGACCGCGGGUCACCAAUGAGGUAGAUUGUGGUUCUGGACCGCUCUCUACUCGUGGUACGACGAUUCAGUUGCCUGAUGACAGCUGGGAAGAUACUGCCCCUGAAUCUGUAAGUGAGCUUCUACACAAUUAUGUACAUUUUGCCCGUUGGGAGAGAGGAGAAGAGGGUGGCAGGGUGCGACUCAUUUUUGAUUUGCUGGGGGCCUUGCCGAGGCAGCGUGAGGUAUAAAUGGAGUCAAUGGAAGGGAGAUUGGUUUGUGUGGUGGUCUGGGCUGCGUCCACAAUUCGCUGUGAUUUCUUCAACAUAUCACAUUCAUUUGACCAACGCUUUGUUCAGUAUUUUAAUUGUACUGUUAAUAACAUCUCCAUUAAAUGUUGCUAAUCUCUACUAUUUGUACGCAAAUUAAAUUGAUAACUGCAGACACAUGGGAAUACGAUACGAUACAAUUGAUUUAUCCCUGGAAGGAAAUUGAUCUGCCACAGUCAUUAAAAGCAUUAAAUACAUGAAACACAAAAUGUAAAAGGAAAAGUGAAAAGAUUUUGGCGGUGUGCAAAGAUUGUGGGGGGGGGGGGGGGGGGGGUCAGUCUCAGUCUACCCCACGACAGAAUGGGUUGGAGUUGUAAAGUUUUGUAGCCACAGGGAAUAAGAAUUUCAUGUGUUGUUCUGUCCUGCAUAUUCGUGGAACCAUUCUGUUGUUGAACGUACUCCUCAGGUUAACCAUUGUGUCAUGGAGGGGUGAGCUGUGUUCUCCAGGAUUCUCCGCAAUUAGCAUGAAUCCAACUCCUCCCACAGGUCAGAGCCAGCCUACCUGGUGAGUUUCUUGAUCCUAUUACCGUCCGCAGCCUUCGCUGCUGCCCUAGCACACAGCAGCGAAGAAGGUGACAGUGGCUACCACAGAUUGGAAGAACGUCUGCAGAAUCUUACUGUUGGCGUCGAAGGAGCCGAGCGUAGUGAAAAAUUACAGCCGGCUCUGCCCCUUCUUGCACAGGGCCUCUGCGUUUCUGGACCAGUCCACAAUUGCAGAUUCAUCUGAAAACGUCUGUAGGUGGCAGGAGACUGAGUUAUAUCUAAAGUCCCAGGUGUAAAUGAUGAAUAGGUAGGAGAUAGGACAGUCCCCCGAGGGUCCCCUGUGUUGCUCACCACCAUGUCCGAGACAGUUCUUCUAUAGCCUGACAGACCGUGGUCGGCCCGUCAGGUAAUUGGUGAUCCAGGACACUAAUGGAGCAUCCACCCGUAUCUUCGUCAAUUUGCUUCCUAGCAGUGCAGGGCGGGUCGUAAUAAAAGUACUGGAGAAGUAAACAAACAUGACUCUCACAGUGCUUCCCGGCUUAUCCAGGUGAGCAUUGGAACAAUGCACAUGUUCGAUACAAUCAUCACUGAUCUACGAGCCGUUCUAUUUUGUGUCUGUGCCUAUUUGACUAAAGUCAGAUAUAGGUACGGGUUUCCCAAAAUAUCGCACACGAUUCCCUCCUGCAAUUGGCGUAGUCAGCAGAAUACUACACUGGACGACCGUCAACAAUAUGAGUAUGUUUAAUUUUACCACCUAUAGUUAGAGGAGUAGAUUCCGUAUUGUUGUCCAGCACCAAUAAGUUGUAGUAUCAAAAGCACAAAGUGCAGGCAACGAAAAAUAAAGGGAAUGUAUGGUGACUUUACUGGACAAGAUCAGUGAAGGCUAGGUACUAACAUGAGAUUAUAACACAUUAGAUCAGUGGGUUAACCUUGGGGUCGUUUGGUGUUUUUCCGGGGGUCAUGAAGGGGUUGUAAAUAACAUCAAUUUGUUGAGCCCAUUAUUAGGAACCUAACAAAGGUACAUACCAUACACAUUAUUUUGUUCGCGUAUAUACACAUAACCUAAAGAGGGAGGUGCAGGGGGUACAUCGUAUCCGGGCCCGGAGACCAAAAGGGCGCCCGGGAGCCAAAGGAGGGGAGGGGGACUGGCAUUUUCUGUAUGGGUCUUCCAUGUAGGAUGGAGGUCGCUUGGACCCAGCAGAAUCAUCACUACAUAUGUGUCUUGCCUGUA